This is a messenger RNA of Protopolystoma xenopodis, 345 nucleotides long. The record is from the annotation of a GenBank genome assembly. Lineage: Eukaryota; Metazoa; Platyhelminthes; Monogenea; Polystomatidea; Polystomatidae.
UUCGGCUUUCUUUAUCUUUUUUUAUUACUCGACCUCUUCAUUCCACCUCGAUCUAUUUUUAUUCCUCUGUUGCCUCCUGCCUGGCCGCUUCAACAUCCUCUCUUAUAUCCUCGAUUCGACCCGACAGACCAAUCAAUCUCUUCUGCUGAUUGGUCCUAUUUUCAGAUGUCGUGUCCCUCUUUUCUCAUUGUUACAAAGUCUGCAUCCCACGUGUAUCCUACCCACACGUUCGCCUGCGUUCGCAUUACGCCCAACCUACUGCCCAGCCUCUUCUGCCAUUUGCGUUACACUCUCGUCCUCUCUUCGUUCUACUUGCCCAAUUUUACUGCCCUCUUGCCUCCCUAA